Rhodofomes roseus is the source of this 1233-nucleotide messenger RNA. RefSeq lists its product as uncharacterized. The record is from RefSeq and is a predicted model, not a curated record. The coding region runs from base 211 to 1062 and encodes 283 amino acids. NCBI's taxonomy places the organism in Eukaryota, Fungi, Basidiomycota, Agaricomycetes, Polyporales, Fomitopsidaceae. The transcript is spliced from 18 exons.
AGCCCAGUGGCGAAUGAAUGUGUGGCAUGAAUGGCUCGAAGCUCAUGUAUCGCCGCUCUUGAUCGUCUAUAAGAACGCCGGUACGCCGCUGUCGUGAUGAGCGAACGAUGGUCGAACCCACGCCGCAAGUUGGUCUUGGAAGUGAUCUAGAAACGACGUUCAUCGGAGGGCUAUUCCUCUUCUUGUAAGCAACGUCAUAGUCAUCCCUUGAUGAUACUGCACCGUCAAUGCAUCACGCCCCGUAGUCUAUAUGGUUGCACCCUUGGUCAAACGGUGUACUACUACUCCCACUACGGGAAAGACCAUCCGCAACUCAAAGUACUCGUCGGGAUAUUACUUUCGGUCGAUACGGCUAAGGUGGCAGCAGCUGCCAAUAUCUUAUAUUAUUACACCGUAUCCAAUCAUCAAGCACCGUACGACAUCGCUGCGCUCACAGGCGCAUACACGGCUCUGACUAUACUCGGUAUCGUGACGGUCCUUGUGUCUCAGUGUUUCUAUCUGCGAUCAAUCUACUCAGUGUGGACACGGAGACGCAAGACAUAUCGUAUUGCCGUCGUAUUACCGGGGCUCCUCCUAGCGCUGCUUGGAUUUGCCACCGGUAUCGCUUGGAUCACUGAGUUGAACUUGCACGACGCAGCGGAGGACGCACUCACAGGCAUCUCAGCGAGGAUGGGCAUUGUCCAGCUGGCCACGAACAUCGCGACAGAUCUCUAUAUCACCAUAGCCCUCACCUGGAUCCUGCACGAUUUCUACUCUGCCGUCGAGACAAGAGGGCUGCUGAGGAGGUACGACUCUAACCUGGGGACAAUCGUAUCGCGCCUGUUUGCCUACAGCGCCAGUCGGGGCGCGAUACUGCUCGUUUUGCAGGUAGUGGAGAUCACCAUCAAUCUCCUCGACGACGAACACCGCACAUACCUCACCAACAUUGUGUGGCUUCCACAGAGCACAAUAUACUGCAAUUCCGUGCUGGCAGCCCUGAAUGUGCGGCAGCAUGUACGCGAAAGUACAGCUUCGCCAUCGCUCUUCAGCUGGUCAAUGCGUCGCGCGCAGUCCAUGAUAUGACAAAGCAAUUGUAGUAGCUCCUGAACAUCGGCGGAGUCCUCACUCGUGUCUGGAGCAGUGUGGAGAAAGUCAUGAGUAGAGGGCAUCGUUUUGUUCAGCCAUGUCACGACUCACCAGAGAAUGAGACAUCGGGCACCUUACUUCCGCUCCGUUCGUGUCGACUUAUGUGAA